Messenger RNA from Durusdinium trenchii, 1854 nucleotides. The record is from the annotation of a GenBank genome assembly. Lineage: Eukaryota; Dinophyceae; Suessiales; Symbiodiniaceae.
AUGAGCGAGGAAGACUUGUUUGCCAUGAGGAAUUUAGUAUGCCUAUGGUUUCAAGUCAGGGACUUCUGCUCUAGUCGCAUCUCCUCCUUUGAUGAGCUUGACAAUGCCAUUUGCACUGGGAGCACGAAGGAUCAUGAGCUGCAGAUAAUCUUGGAUUGUAGGCCAUCGCAGUUUGGGAUCAGCAUGCUUCCUUCAUCCCAACGGGAGGCUUUGGAAGCAGUUCGACAACAGGAAGAAGGGCACAGCUUUGAGGUUGAGAAGGAACGCUUGGCCAUUCGGGAUGCCCGGUGGACCUUUUUUCAAGCGGCCUUAGCUCGAGACCAGGCAAAGUUGCGAGUGAUCAAGGAAGCUCCUGCGAAGAUCGAUGCCCUUCGACAUCGAAAGCGAAUGCAGUGGAGAUUGGAGCAGGCCAAGCUGGGUGAGAAGGUCAUCAAGGCUUACAAGGACAAGUUUCUCCGGUGCGACCUGGUGAAUAAAGCAGAGCUGGCCCAACAAAAGAUCAAUGAAUUCCGCUCCUAUGUUGCACAGAGUAGCAGUUGCAAGAUGGAUGACAUCUACACAGUUUGCAUUGCCGACCUCAACGUUCCUGGUGCCAAGAGCUCUGAGGCCAUCAGCGAGUUGGCAGCGUGCAUGCAGUUCGUGAAUGACCAGUCCCCUGCUCAUUCGAUUGGCUUGCUUGAGAUGCCGGAGGACAUGCUGCUACCUGAAAGCUUGAAUUGCGAGUCUGACCUGAAGCAAGCUGAGCGUCAGCAGCCGUUGAGGGGUGGCGUGAAACCAGAGAACCUCUACUACCAGAGUGUGGGUUGGCUAUCCAAAGAGCCGUUUGGGCAUGCGCGAUUGGAGCGCGAGAUUACGGAGGCAUGGAUCCAGCGCAAGUUUGAGCACGGCGGCCACAAAUACGCUUGUGAUCCUCCAGAGUUGACCCAGGCUGAGAUUGAGGGCAUUCCUUCGGCAACAGCGGCAAUGGGAAACCUUGACAAGGUGGAGUUUGAGGUUCUGGAGCGAAUCAACGACAAGAUGAUGAAAAAGAGUGACGAACAUAAGUUCUUUUCAGCGCAGACUGGGGACAUCAAGAGUGAGUAUGACAACCUUCGCGAGCAGCACCUGGACUUGGUGGGGCGUCAGGCUGAGCAUCAGGUCAAAGCAAAAGCAGAUGAAGACAAUUCCCAGUCUCAACCAGUCCCUCCAGCAGCUGCUGGUGUGCAGUUGGAGUCGCUUGCCAAGCUGGAGUCUGACAUUGGGGUUGAGAUCAAAAUUGCUUCCGAGGUGAGCAAUGUGGAGCUUAUCAAGGCCAAGGAUGGGUCGCUGUGGCUGCUCAGUUCACAGUCUAAGACUAUUGGGAAACAUGUCCUUGUUGGCGGGUACGGAACUGGUCAGUGGCUACCUUCCAAUGAAUGCACAGAGCCAGCGGUUCCCUUUCAAGUUCCAGAUGGUGACAAAACACCAGUACAAAUUGAUGAAACCACCUUCGGUCCAGAGGGAGCGCAAGGGGUAAGCACAUUGAGCAUCUACAAGCUGUUGCUUCGCGCUGAGACGGAGAAGCAUGUGUCUCAGCACCGCGUGAGCUUCCUGAAGGUUGAACGGAAGCAGGCUGUGGAGGCAGGAGAGGACGGCUUCGAGGUGUCAGUGAGCAAGCCGAUGGUCUUCAAAGCUUGCAAGGACCCACGUGAUCCUGACAAAGUGACCUGCAAGAACGUGUUCAACAAGUUCAUCAAUCAGCUACCUGAUGCCUUGGUGACAGUGGUGCGUUUCAGAUUUGAGAGGGUUGGGCAGAAUUUUAAGGUGCAGCGUCCAUAUGUGCUCACCUCUAGGGCACUGAGCCUUGAGAAAGAGAAGCCACUGAAGCUGGCUUGA